AUGCCACUUCAUACAAUCCUUAAACCCGUCCAAAUCGCAGCAAACCUCGUGAAUGCAGCAUUAUCUAACGAGUCCCCGCAUAAGUACCGUGAUCGUUUAUUCAAAAUUCCUACAUCUAAUAAGCCAAUGGUUAUCGUACCAGGUCACCUUCUUGAUGACUUGAAAAGCUUUCCCGAGGAGGCCAUCAGCUUCCGCCACGAGAUGUACGAUCGCUACCUUGGUCAAUACACCUCGGUGGCAUCUAAUAGUUCUGCCAUGAUUCACUCAGUCAAAUUUGAUCUGACUAAAGGCAUCGGUAAUCUUAUUCCCGUUAUACAAGAGGAGGUUGAGUACGCUUUAAAAGACUUCAUGUCUACGCACGCAUCGGACCCGGAAGGAUGGGUUAGAGCACCUAUUUACGGCAUGUCUACACGCACUAUAGCCCUGGUCUCUGGCCGGGUCUUUGUAGGCUUGCCACUAUCGCGGAAUGAGGAGUGGAUUCAGAUGGCCAUCAACUCAACGAUAGACUCAUUUGUUGGCGCAGCCAUGAUGUGGGAGUAUCCCUCGUGGUCUUGGCCUAUUAUGCAGUGGAUUGUACCUCAAACCAAGAGAGUUCGCUACUAUCGACGCAGAGUGGGCGAGAUGCUGAACCCGAUCAUCACAACCCGACUGCAGGCGGGCUCGGAUACCAAGAAACCAGCUGACAUGAUUCAAUGGCUCAUUGACAACUCGAAUGGCCGUGGCGGGGACUUGCCAUUCCAAGCCAAUGAGCAUAUUGUCAUGAAUGUCGCAGCAAUCCACACGACGGGAGGACAACUGGCCCACACCAUCUUCGACCUAGCACGACGCCCAGAAUAUAUUUAUAUUCUACGUGAAGAGAUGGACAAUGUCCUUUCAGAUGAAGGGCCCAUAACUAAACAGGAUCUUUUCCGGCUCAAGAAGAUGGACAGCUUCCUUCGCGAAGUGCAGCGGAUGAGCCCCCCAUCCAUGGUUUCGGUCAAUCGCAAGGCACUCAAGUCCCUUACGCUGCCCAAUGGUCUGGUGAUUCCGAAGGGUACAUCACUCGCCGCCUCGCCUGCAUGUGUGAGCAGGGAUUCCUUGAUCUGGGAUAACCCAGAUGAAUUUGAUGGACUCAGGUUCUACAAAUUGAGAGAGGCCGAAGGAGAGGAGAAGUAUCAAUUUGCUACUGUCAACGAAGAUGCGUUGAGCUUUGGUCAUGGCCGGCACGCCUGUCCUGGACGCUUCUUCGCCUCUGCGGAACUCAAGGUUGUCUUAGUUCACAUUCUUCGAGAGUACGAUAUUAAGUUGUGUGAUGACUACAGCAACGAUCGGGAUCUUAAUCGCUUUGUCGAGGUUAUGGCUGCCUAA
Grosmannia clavigera kw1407 is the source of this 1347-nucleotide messenger RNA. Its product is annotated as cytochrome p450 monooxygenase. Gene Ontology annotation, molecular function: iron ion binding; oxidoreductase activity, acting on paired donors, with incorporation or reduction of molecular oxygen; heme binding. The transcript is spliced from 3 exons. The record is from RefSeq and is a predicted model, not a curated record. The coding region runs from base 1 to 1347 and encodes 448 amino acids. NCBI's taxonomy places the organism in Eukaryota, Fungi, Ascomycota, Sordariomycetes, Ophiostomatales, Ophiostomataceae.